CCUCGCCGCCGCGCUCGCCGCGGCGCCCCUGCGGGCGGCGCUGGCGGGAGGCCGCGGGGGCGCAGCGCCGUUGGUGCCGCCUGGGCGGGGCGGCCGCGCCAGUGGAGCGCCAGUCGCGCGGGCGACAUCGCCGUGGGGCAGCGUGCAGGUCAGGUGGGAGGACGGGCAGUGGUACGACGCGGCCGUGAAGCACGAACUCGGCAGCGGUGGCGCGGCCGUGUGUUUCGACAAGGACGGCUACCAGUACCAUUGCUCGCUCAACUUGUGGCGCGUACCUUUGCGGGCGGAGGCUGCCAGGGUGGCCUUGCCAGAAGAGCCCCCAGUCGAGGAGGCCUUACCAGAGAAGGCUCUUGGCGUGGACAGGGCCGCCGCCGAGGAAGAGGAAUUCGGAGCGCUGGUGGAGGAAGAGCUCGGGGUGCCAGUAGAAGCGCUACAGUCGACCCGCAUAAUAAGGAUGAGCGGCUUUCCAAGGUUACCUUGGCAUCCUUCCCCCUCGGCCCGUCCUCGGCCGCUUUCACUGGCCGCGCCCCGCUCACAGAGUGUUGGCAUGGCCUUUCAAGGCCCUUGCAUCCUUAUCGUGCGUCCUUGUUGUAUGGGCUGACUGUAGAGGCCGAAGUCGAGGGGGCGGUGAAGAUGGCCGGGCCACCGCCAGAGGCGCCGCUGGAGGAGAGGCAGGCGGGGACCUGGCUUGACGCGACCGUGCUUCGCAUCCAUGCCAACUUCAUGGUAGUCGGCGCCCGCAGGCCCGGCAGCGCUGACGACGUGCGGGGCCUGGUACACUUUUCGAGGGUCCCCGCCGAGCAUGCCGCUGGCAGACUGGCCGACCAUUACAGCGUCGGUCAGAGCGUGAGGGUCCGGAUGGUCGACGCUGGAGCUCGGGAAGAGAGCAGCGAUAUCCGCCAGAUGUGGAUGGGCGGCCCGCCCGACCUCGACGCCCUCGAGCGAGCCAGGGCCGAGGGCCUCUGGCUGAAUGCCACCGUCGUGCGCGUGGAGCAGUACGGACUCCACGUGCAGGUCGUGCCACCAGGCUCCCAGCCAGAUGCCCUGCCGCACUACGGCCUGGUGCACGUCUCGGAGGUUGGAAAGGGGUUCGUCCAAGACAUCAGCACUGUGGCCGAGGUCGGCGACACCGUCAGAGUGAGGGUGAUGACGCUGGACCUCGAUUCGGGCAGAGUGGCGUUCAGUAUGAAGCCCAGUCUGGACUCCUCCACGAGCGGCCCGCCCGACCUCGACGCCCUCGAGCGAGCCAGGGCUGAGGGUCUCUGGCUGAACGCCACCGUCGUGCGCGUGGACCCGUACGGACUCCAAGUGCAGGUCGUGCCACCAGGCUCCCAGCCAGAUGCCCUGCCGCAUCUCGGCUUGGUGCACGUCUCGGAGAUUCGAUACGGGUUCGUCCAAGACAUCAACGCGGUGGCCGAGGUCGGCGACACCGUCAGCGUUAGGGUGAUGAAGGUGGACCUCGAUUCGGGCAGAGUGGCGUUCAGUAUGAAGCCCAGUCUGGACUCCUCCACGGGCAGCCCGCCCGACCUCGACGCCCUCGAGCGAGCCAGGGCUGAGGGUCUCUGGCUGAACGCCACCGUCGUGCGCGUGGAGCAGUACGGGCUCCGCGUGCAGGUCGUGCCACCAGGCUCCCAGCCAGAUGCCCUGCCGAAUCACGGCUUGGUGCACGUCUCGGAGAUUCAAUACGGGUUCGUCCACGACAUCAGCGCGGUGGCCGAGGUCGGCGACACCGUUAGCGUUAGGGUGAUGAAGGUGGACUUCGAUUCGGGCAGAGUGGCGUUCAGUAUGAAGCCCAGUCUGGACUCCUCCACGAGCGGCCCGCCCGACCUCGACGCCCUCGAGCGAGCCAGGGCCGAGGGCCUCCGGCUGAACGCCACCGUCGUGCGCGUGGAGCAGUACGGACUCCACGUGCAGGUCGUGCCACCAGGCUCCCAGCCAGAUGCCCUGCCGCAUCACGGCUUGGUGCACGUCUCGGAGGUUGGAAAGGGGUUCGUCCAAGACAUCAGCACUGUGGCCGAGGUCGGCGACACCGUCAGCGUGAAGGUGAUGACGCUGGACCGAAAUUCGGGCAGAGUGGCGUUCAGUAUGAAGCCCAGUCUGGACUCCUCCACGGGCAGCCCGCCCGACCUCGACGCCCUCGAGCGAGCCAGGGCUGAGGGUCUCUGGCUGAACGCCACCGUCGUGCGCGUGGAGCAGUACGGGCUCCGCGUGCAGGUCGUGCCACCAGGCUCCCAGCCAGAUGCCCUGCCGAAUCACGGCUUGGUGCACGUCUCGGAGAUUCAAUACGGGUUCGUCCAAGACAUCAGCACUGUGGCCGAGGUCGGCGACACCGUCAGCGUGAAGGUGAUGACGCUGGACCGCGAUUCGGGCAGAGUGGAAUUCAGUAUGAAGCCCAGUCUGGACUCCUCCACGAGCGGCCCGCCCGACCUCGACGCCCUCGAGCGAGCCAGGGCUGAGGGCCUCUGGCUGAACGCCACUGUCGUGAGCGUGGAGCAGUUCGGGCUCCGCGCGCAGGUCGUGCCACCAGGCUCCCAGCCAGAUGCCCUGCCGUAUCACGGCUUGGUGCAUAUCUCGGAGAUUAAAUACGGGUUCGUCCAAGACAUCAGCGCGGUGGCCGAGGUCGGCGACACCGUCAGAGUGAGGGUGACGGGCUUAGACCGCGACACGGGUAGAGUGAAUCUCAGUAUGAGGGCUAGCCUGGAAAUCUUCGAGCAAUUCGGCGCGGACGAGUGGAUCGAUGCCACAGUCUUCAACGUAUCGGACCGUGUAGUGGAGGUGCAGGCCCGCCUUCCGGGCGACGACUCAGGAGUCGCCAGCGGGAUUGUCCCGUCCAGGGAGCUGCGAGCGGGCCCCGUACAGAGCGCCAUGGGCGCGGCAGAAGUGGGCGACACGGUCCGCGUCAGGCUUAUCAACGCCACGGGCAGAUUCGGGCCGGUGUUCUCCAUGAAGCCCAGGCCCGACGUCUCUGCCUUCGCUGGCGUCCCGCCCGAGGCGCUGCUCCCCGCGUUCGUGGUCGCCGUCCUGGACGACAGUCACAUCUUCGUGAGCGUGCCGCCCCCGACGGACGCCGGCGAGCCCGCGGAGGGCAAGGUGCGCGGGGUGGUAGCCGCCGAGUAUCAACCUGGUCAGAUGGUCCAGGUCAGAGUCAGCGACGUCAAUGUGGAGAGGGGGCUGCUGACGCUGACGCUGGGCGGAUUGACAUGAGGUGUGAGGGGGCUGAGCCUGUCGGCGUGGUCUUCGUUGUGCGCGGAUCCAUGCCUGACGGGGCAGAAAGAGGGCACGGGAGU
Molecule: messenger RNA, 3287 nt
Organism: Prorocentrum cordatum
Lineage: Eukaryota; Dinophyceae; Prorocentrales; Prorocentraceae
Source: the annotation of a GenBank genome assembly